Molecule: messenger RNA, 1347 nt
Organism: Apis dorsata (giant honeybee)
Lineage: Eukaryota; Metazoa; Arthropoda; Insecta; Hymenoptera; Apidae
Gene: SerRS-m
Product: serine--tRNA ligase, mitochondrial
Exons: 4
Coding region: 1-1287 (428 amino acids)
Biological process (GO): mitochondrial seryl-tRNA aminoacylation
Cellular component (GO): mitochondrion
Molecular function (GO): serine-tRNA ligase activity; ATP binding; tRNA binding
Source: RefSeq, a predicted model, not a curated record
AUGUGGUCUAAAAAACAAUUUAGUCAAUUUUUUAAAUAUUCUCAAUUUUUUAGUACGCGGAUUUUGUUAAAAAAACAAUCAACACAAUAUAAUGUAGAUACUAUGUUGCAUAUUCCAGAACCUGAAUAUGAUGUAGAUUAUAUAUGCAAUCCAUCUAAUCGAGAUAUUAUUUAUAAUAAUAUAUUAGCAAGGAAAAAUAUUGGAAAUAUUGACAAAGUUCUUGAACUUUCAAAAAAACCAGAAUUAAAGAAAUUAUUCCUAAAUGAAUUAAAUAAAAUACCAAAUCAAAUAGAUCCAAUAGUAUUAUCCUAUGGUACAGAACCAAAAAUUUUAAAAGAAUAUGGACACAAACCAGAAUUUGACUUUAAACCACAAGAAUUUUCAACAUUAGUUACAAAAUUAAAAGCAUUAAAAGGUAAUAUUUUGAAACCCUUAAUAGGACAACGUGGUUACUUAUUUUUAGGAGAUUUAGCAGAAUUAGAAGAAGCAUUGAUUUAUUAUACAAUCAAAAAAUUAAUGAAAUAUGAUUUUAAACUUGUUUCUGUUCCUGACAUUAUUCCUACUGAAAUAAUAAAAAGAUGUGGAUUAAUAUUAAAUGAUAAAAGAGAUCUUGUAUAUAAUUUAAGUCCACUUUAUGGAAAUUACAGUUUAUCUGGAACAGCAGAAAUGUCUUUAGCUUAUAAAAUAAUGAAUACCAUAUUUGAUUCUGAAGAUUUACCAUUAAAAAUGGCUGCUGUAAGCAGGUGUUUUAGAGCAGAAGUAUCUAAUCUUCAUCAAGAGAAAGGUUUAUAUAGGGUUCAUCAGUUCACAAAAGUUGAAAUGUUUGUAUGUUCAAAACAUGAGGAAUCUGCAAAUCAAUUUCAAGAACUUCAAAAUAUUCAAGAAAAUUUAUUUUCUUCUUUAAAUUUACAUUUUCGAGUAAUUAAUAUGCCAUCUCAUGAUUUAGGAGCUUCAGCAUAUAGAAAAGUAGAUAUAGAAGGCUGGAUGCCUGGAAAACAAAUGUAUGGAGAAUUAUCUAGUUGUAGUAAUUGUACAGAUUAUCAGUCACGAAGACUUAGUAUAAAAUAUAAAACAAAGAAUGGAGAAAUUUUACAUGUUCAUACUUUAAAUGGAACUGCAUGUGCUAUACCUCGUAUGUUAAUUGCACUAUGUGAAUCAUAUCAAACAAAAUAUGGCUGUAUUACAGUUCCAAACAUUUUAGCACCUUACAUGACAGAAAAAACACUUAUUAAAAAACAAAAAAUUGCAGAUACAAAAUUUCAUAAAUUUAAAUUAUUUAAUCUAUAAAUCUAUAAAUAUAUCAAUAUUUAUAUAAUAAACGUUUAAAUAAAAAUAAUUGAAAUAAUA